CGCACAUGUAACUAUUCAACACUCGUUUUCGUAUCGUUUUCGAGUGUCUAUUGUCUCGUGGUGGUUAAGGUAAUCUGAGACUGGAGAGUUUUGGAUGAUUCGUACUUCGUUCUCCUUCGAGUUUAAAAAUUAGUUCAAAAAUUUUAAAUCUAUAAAAUUAUUAAUUACAUAUAAUACUUUUUUUAUUUAUAUUAAAUAUAUAUAAAAUAUAUAUUUAAAAUAUUAAGUAUUUAAAAAAUAUACAUAGAAAAUACGAGUUUAUAAUCUCAAAUAUGUAUUGUGAACCAAAUUCUACGAAUAUUAUUUACGAUCCAGAAAAGGUAAUGAUCAUCGAUUUUCGAAGUGACACUUUUACAAAACCAACCAAAAAAAUGAGAGAAGCAAUAUAUAAAGCCGAAGUUGGAGACGAUGUUUUUAAUGAAGAUCCAACAGUUAAAAUAUUACAAGAAAAAGCUGCCAAAAUGAUUGGAAUGGAAGAUGCAAUAUUUGUAUGUUCUGGAACUAUGGGAAAUUUAAUUUCAAUAAUGGUCCAUUGUGAUGUUCGUGGAAGUGAGGCAUAUUGUGGUGAUCUUGCUCAUUGUUUAUUACAUGAACAGACUGGUAGUGCUCAAAUUGCAGGAGUAAAUCUUAGGACAUUAAAAAAUAACAAUAAUGGCACUUUUGAUCUUCAAGAACUGGAAUCUAAACUUCGAAGAAAUAGAGAUCAUGAGCCUAUUUCAAAACUGGUACUUGUAGAGAAUACAAUUAAUGGAAAAAUUGUUCCACAAAAUUGGAUAAAUGAAUUAGUAUUAUUUUGCAAAAAACAUAAUUUGAAAUUACAUAUGGAUGGAGCUAGAUUAUGGAAUGCAAGUAUAGCAUCAAAGAUAGCUGCAAAGGAUAUUGUCUCAGGUUUUGAUUCUGUAACUUUCUGUCUCAGUAAAGGUUUAGGUGCUCCUGUAGGUUCCCUUCUUUGUGGAACUAAACAAUUUAUUGAAAAUGCAAGAAGAAUAAGAAAAGUGCUUGGUGGUGGUAUGAGACAAGUUGGUAUUCUUGCUGCAGCUGGACUUGUAGCUCUUGAACACAUUCCAAAUUUAGCCAAUGAUCAUAAAAGAGCUUUCACUCUUGCAUCUGCAAUACAUAAUAUACAAUCAUCAGUAUUUUUAGUUGAUUUAACUACUGUACAAACAAAUAUGGUUUUCAUGGAAGUUGAUUCUAAUAUUGUUCAUGCAAAAAAAUUCUCUAACUGUUUGCAAGAACUUAAUAAUGAUGAUAAUGACAAAGAUGUUAUCGUGAAAUGUAUGGUAAUGAACGAAUCACUCAUAAGGUUUGUACUUUCUUUUGAAGUCGGAGAUGAUGAAUUAAAAUUGGCUAUUAAAAAAAUUAUACAUGUUAUUAAAAAACUAGAUCCUAAAUUUUAAUUAUAUUAUAUUUAUUAGUUGUUAAUAAAAUUAUUUA
Apis laboriosa (Himalayan honeybee) is the source of this 1434-nucleotide messenger RNA. RefSeq names its product probable low-specificity L-threonine aldolase 1. Gene Ontology annotation, molecular function: L-allo-threonine aldolase activity. Gene Ontology annotation, cellular component: cytosol. Bases 273 to 1397 code for a protein of 374 amino acids. The transcript has 6 exons. NCBI's taxonomy places the organism in Eukaryota, Metazoa, Arthropoda, Insecta, Hymenoptera, Apidae. Gene Ontology annotation, biological process: L-threonine catabolic process; glycine biosynthetic process. The record is from RefSeq and is a predicted model, not a curated record.